AUUAUAUAUAAAUAUAUAUACAUGUAUUGUGUUUUAUCAUAUCGGUCUUAAAAUGUGUACACUAUCUUUUUGAUUUUUCUCUCUAAAUACUGCAGAUAUGACAGGCCUGGGCAUGGACUUCGAAGACGAUUUCUUCUUCGAGGAGGAUAAAAUUUUGACAAGCGAUUCGACCUUGUCCAUGAAUAGUAGCAGACUUCAUAAUUCGAGUGGAUCAACUUUGGAUAAAGUUUCUAUUGUUCUUCCCACCGUACCAUCGGCUAGCAUCGUAUUGCACCAACUAGCUAUGAUGGAAGAUCGCAUACCAGACAUAGAACUGGUCGCACAAGAUCAAUGUAUACAGCAGAAGCCUAUCAACCAGAUGGGUAUGACAAUUACAUCUGGGAAUGUCAUGAUACAGAAGGACGCAAGUAAUCUUAUCGGUAUAAGCAUUGGCGGUGGUGCGCCGUUGUGUCCGUGUUUGUACAUUGUACAAAUCUUUGACAAUACACCCGUCGCUUUAGACGGUACUCUUCAAGCAGGCGACGAGCUUGUGGCGGUAAACGGGGCCUCAGUCAGGGGCAAAAGUAAAGUAGAAGUCGCAAAGAUGAUACAAUCCUGCGAUUCGCAGGUCAGCAUCAAUUACAAUAAAUUACACGCCGAUCCGAAACAAGGUCGCACGCUCGACAUCGCUCUUAAAAAAGUGAAACAUAGACUGGUCGAAGGUAUGGGAAGUACUACGGCUGACGCGCUUGGAUUGUCACGAGCCAUUCUUUGCAACGACGCUCUUGUCCAAAGAUUGAUGGCGUUAAAACGUACAGAAACUUUCUAUAGAGGUCUAGUUACACAUGCCAAAGCUACGUUACACGCUUUCUUUGAUCUGACACAGAUCUAUAAAGUCUUCGGAGACGCGUUCGCUGCCAUAGGAGUGCGAGAACCACAACCACGCGCCAGCGAAGCUUUUAGACAAUUUGGCGAGCAGCACAGGCAAAUGGAGAAGUUUGGUGUGACGAUGUUGAAGACCUUGAAACCGAUACUAAGCGAUCUGGGAACAUACCUGAACAAGGCCAUACCAGACACACGAUUGACAAUCAGCAAAUAUGCCGAUGCAAAAUUUGAAUAUCUGUCCUAUUGUUUGAAGGUAAAGGAACUGGACGAUGAGGAGCAGAGUUGCGCCGCUCUGCAAGAACCUCUAUAUCGCGUAGAAACGGGUAAUUACGAAUAUCGAUUGGUGCUGCGGUGUCGACAAGAAGCUCGUGCGAGGUUCGCGAAGUUGCGUUCGGACGUAUUAGUAAAACUCGAAUUGCUAGACAAUAAGCAUGUUCAGGAUGUCGUAUGGCAAUUGCACAAGUUCGCGGCCGGUCUGGCCAAGUAUUAUGCUAGUACGCGAGAUUUAUUGUCGGCGGUGACGCUAUUCCCGGUUGAGGUCGAUCUAUCGCAUUCCGCGUUUCAGUAUAAAUCCACCGGUCCGCAAACACUGGCGGAUUCGAGCGAUAUUGAAGAAUACGAACCGGAAGAAAAGCAACAUAAUAUAAACGAGGAACUUCUCAUCGAUACAUCGAGUUUCACAUCAGAACCUACCGAUAAUACAUAGCGAUGUUUAUUAUUGAGUUUUUAAAGAAUUUUAUAAGUUGAAUAAGAUGAUUUUUAUAUUACAAUCGACAAUGUAUACAAAAGUUUGCAUAUUGCAUAAACAAUGUAUUCUUGUAUGCAUAUAUUCCUUAACAAUUAUGAUGAGUAUAGGAUUCCUUAAUUUUCUGUUACGUACUACAAUAUCAUUAUAAAUGCAACAAAUGCAUUUAAUAUUUCUGCAUUGUUAUUUGUUAUAUAUAGUAGGAUAGAAUAUAAUUAUUUUUAAUCAUAUAAUUUGCAAAUGUUAAGUAUGUUUUUAUUAGUUUUAUUAUCUUUAUAUCUUCUAAGAUAUAUUAGAGCAAACAUGAUUCGUUACCACAGAUCUUGUCUUCUAAAUCAAGUUGAAGUAGUAUUUAUUACAAAUACAAAAUGAUGUUAAUUACAUCUCUCUCUUAAUUAUAUAAAUACUUAUAAUAUAAUAAUAUGUAACACACAAUUUGUAAAAUAAAUUACACAUAUAAUAUAUAAUAUGAAAUAUAUAAGCAUGUGAUAUCACAAAUGUAUAUUUCCAAAAAUAAAAUAUACCAAAGUUAUU
This is a messenger RNA of Cataglyphis hispanica, 2143 nucleotides long. RefSeq names its product PRKCA-binding protein (gene PICK1). NCBI's taxonomy places the organism in Eukaryota, Metazoa, Arthropoda, Insecta, Hymenoptera, Formicidae. The transcript is spliced from 7 exons. Gene Ontology annotation, biological process: dendritic spine maintenance; intracellular protein transport; receptor clustering. Gene Ontology annotation, molecular function: protein kinase C binding; protein domain specific binding; phospholipid binding. The record is from RefSeq and is a predicted model, not a curated record. Bases 98 to 1570 code for a protein of 490 amino acids. Gene Ontology annotation, cellular component: neuron projection; synaptic vesicle; postsynaptic early endosome.